AUUACGCACCUUUGACCUCCAGCACUGUCAACAGCCUAAGCUGCUCACAGAGAUGCCAGAGCGUCCAAAUCCACCAGCAGCAACCGGUUAGUCACAUGACCAGCGUACAGAGCUGCCUGUCUCUCUCUGUGUGUGUGUGCGUGUGUGUGUGCUGCUUUUAUUUCCGCGUUCACCGAGGGGAGAGAAGAGCUGAGCUGAAUGAGUUUUCACGGCCGCCCUGUGUCUGCACAUUUGACGCCGAGAAUCUGCGUCGCCGUGCGGGAGGAAACUCACACGAUCGCAUCGCCGCUGCAGGACCAUGCUCACGCGGGUGAAAUCGGCGGUGGCCAAUUUUAUGGGAGGCAUGAUGGCUGGUGGAUCCAACGGUGACCAUCCCGGCGGCUCGGAUCUGCCGCUGAGGUACCCGUACAGCAGACCAGAGUUCCUGGGACUGUCGCCCGACGAGGUCGAGUGCUCGGCGGAUCACAUCGCGAGACCGAUCCUCAUCCUGAAGGAGACCAAGCGGCUGCCGUGGUCCACCGGCUACGCAGAGGUGAUUAAUGCAGGAAAGAGUACAUUAAACGAGGACCAGGCCUGCUGUGAGGUGCUGGUGGUCAAAAGGAGACCUGCAGGAAACUCCACACCCAACCGGACCCCCACGGACCGCAGGAGGUCUUCCCUGCCUAACGGAGACGGUCUGAACAUCAGAGACUACCAGGACUGCUCUGAGAACCUAACGUUCCACUACUGGGCACUGUUUGAUGGCCACGCAGGCUCUGGCGUGGCCGUAGUGGCUUCCCGCCUUCUGCAUCACCACAUCGCCCUGCACCUUCAGGAGGUGUUGGAGAUCCUCUGCACUCCCAACCUGCAGCCCCCCACGUGUCUCGGGGAGGAGCCCAUCAAUCACCUCCUCACCCCGACGUCCCAGCGCGCGCUCACCCGGGCCGCCUCGCUCCGUGGCGCCGCGGGGGCUCCAGGCUCGCCCAGCACCCCGCCAACACGCUUCUUCACCGAGAAGAAAGUUUCGCACGAGAGCCUGGUGAUCGGGGCCAUCGAGAAUGCUUUCAAAGACAUGGAUGUGCAGAUAGAAAAGGAGAAGGCAGUCUACAAUAUCUCAGGUGGAUGCACAGCACUUGCGGUCAUCUAUUUGCAAGGGAAGCUCUAUGUCGGGAACGCCGGGGACAGCAGAGCUAUCAUUAUCCGAGCCGGGGAGGUCAUCCCCAUGUCAGCAGAGUUCACACCGGAGUCAGAGAGACAGCGACUGCAGUUCCUGGCCUACAUGCAGCCCCACUUAUUAGGGAACGAGUUCACACAUCUGGAAUUCCCGAGGAGAGUCCAGAGAAAGGAGGUUGGGAAGAGAAUGCUGUACCGUGACUUCACCAUGUCAGGAUGGGCUUAUAAAACCAUUGACGACGAUGACCUGAAGUUUCCCCUGAUCUACGGCGAAGGCAAGAAGGCUCGUGUGCUGGCAACCAUCGGGGUCACCAGAGGUCUUGGGGACCACAAUCUCAAAGUGCACGACUCAAAUAUCUACAUUAAACCCUUCCUGUCCUGCUGCCCAGAGGUAAAAGUUUACCCUUUGGCUCAGUGCGAGCACGGAGCUGAUGACGUUCUGGUGCUGGGAACUGACGGCCUGUGGGAUGUCCUCUCAAACCAGGAAGUAGCUGAAGCUGUCACCUGUUUCCUGACAAACUGCGACCCCGACGACCAGCACAGGUACACAAUGGCAGCUCAAGACCUCAUAAUGAGAGCACGCGGGGUGCUGAAGGAUCGAGGCUGGAGGAUAUCUAACGACAGAUUAGGCUCAGGAGACGACAUCUCCGUCUACAUCAUCCCCCUCAUGUACGGCAACAAGCAGAACUAGCAAAAACUUUGAAAGUACAAACAGAAACCAAAUCAUAACCCUCCCUGUCCAACUUAUCCCCUGAAUUUUUUCCUCACCCCCUUGUGCUCUUUUUGAAAGUGCUUUAAUGUGGACUUCCCUCCUCUGCUAAAGGGAUCAAAGACGUUUCUGGUCAGAGACGGGAUCUCUGUCCAGGCUGUUUCCCUGUCAGUCAUCUCAAAGCUGGAUGAUUUCUUUUCUCUCCCUCCUUUUUAUAGUUAAAAGAACCUUAAAAGAAGCCAUCUUGAAUUUUGUUGUGGGGCAAUGCCUGAUGUUGAGAGCAUGGACUCUCAUAGAUGAGGUGGUGACGUGCAUCUCAGGAUUGCUGUUGCAAACUAUUGCACAAUAUUUAUAAAUGUAAAAAAAAAAAAAAUGUAAAUACUCCGAGGGGUAAGAUUUGAAGAGUGUGUUCGGUUGAACACUUGUACAGUCUGUAAAAAAAAAAAAAAAAAAAACCUACCUGAAGACUGAUGUGCUGCAUUUUAAUCACACUUCCGCUGUCCCAUGUAGAGCUUUUAAAUUUGCUUGAUGGUAAGUUAGCUGGUUGUCUUAAUGCUGCAGUUUUUGUUCAGUACCCCAUUACAAUGCAUUUGCAGCUCACGAUUUGAGGACAAAAGCUACCUUUAUUGAAGAAACACUAAAAAGAAGAGCCAACUGAAGAAGAUUUUCCAACAAGAAUACAAAAUCUGCUAAUAUAAUCUGGCGGCCAUUUUCCUAUAAUGUGAAGCUCAAAUACUGGUCUUAAGAGAUAAUGUUCUCCUGUACCAAGUCAUAUAUAUGUUGAGAAUCUAACCAUUUGUCAUCAUCAAAUAAAUAUAUCCGAUUUGAUUGAACUAAAAAGGUUUAAAAAGUCGAAGUCCAACGAGAUAUCCGGCCAUUUCUCAAACAAAGGAGUUAAUCGCUGUGAGGCAACUUACAUUAGCAUUAGCUGCCAUCCUAGCUUACAUUUCUGUUUGAUGGUGUUCCAUGAAAUUAUUUGAAAUGGCAUAAAGAUCUGUUGACAAACUCUUGAAAAGGUCUUUCAUAAUUAAUAAACUCAUUUUCUGUUGUAAGAUGUGACACUUAUCUAAUGGUGUAAGCUUGGAAGCGGUCGUUAUUGUUGGCUGUUGUCUCAUCUGUAAGCUUAACAGGUUAGCAUGUUGUGUUAUCUUGAAUACAGCUUCUUGUACAUUCAUAUUUCUUUAUCUAGUAUCUUUUCUGUUGUUGAUCAUUCAAGUGGUUGAAUAUAUUGAGCAUUACGUCAGAGACAAAAGGCCAAUAUGUGUGAUUACGUCGGUUAUAUCCAGCCCAGCUUUUACAUUAUUUAUUAAAACGAUAGUUAUCUUUUGUGUUAUCAUUCACCAUUAGACAUCUACCUCAUAAUUUCUCCCCCCUUUUUUUGUGACACCCAUUCCAAAUGCUGUCAUUAUCUGCUUUAAGUGGCUGUUUGCAUGCUACAUCAGGUGCACCAUGAGCUCCUCCCUGUGCCAUUAUUGUUGUGAAUUUGCCCCCAUACCUGCUACAUUUAUAUGAAUGUUUUCAGAAAAGCACUGAAGCACAAAAAAAACACAGAACUGUAUGAUGGCUCUGCUGUUUCACAAAAUCUAUUUUUUAAUGUGUUCUGUGCUCUAAACGGCCAUCGCCACGCCCAUAUACUUUUUCACCUUUUCUCUGAAUCAGCUGGAUGUAUUUCCCCAUUAAGAGAAUCUUCUGAAGAGCAGGUGCCUCUAAAAAUGUUCUUUUUUUUUUAAACAUCUGUCACAUUAAAGGAAACCGUACCAUCAUUACAGACAUUUAAAUAGAUGCUACAAACAUUAUGUGUCUCUUAAAUCAUUUUGACCUUAACUCAGAGGUCCUCCACAUGUAGUAAUUUUCAGCUCCGGAACAAUUGUGCACAACUAUGUCUCUUAAUCGCUGUAGUGAAGUAGUGAAGAAUGGAACAGAGUAAUAUAAUUUCAAUGUAAAAAUGUAAAUAUGUUUUCAGUGGACACAAUUCUCUCCUUUGUAAGUGAUGUACAGCUUACUGGAACAAGAUGUAAUUUGUACCGUUUGAGAAUCCUAGUAACAGAGUAAUAAUGGUUUACAUGCUCGUUUUUCUGCUGUAUUAAAAUUCAAAUGGACAAUU
This is a messenger RNA of Labrus mixtus (cuckoo wrasse), 3965 nucleotides long. RefSeq names its product protein phosphatase, Mg2+/Mn2+ dependent, 1H (gene ppm1h). The coding region runs from base 299 to 1843 and encodes 514 amino acids. The transcript is spliced from 10 exons. NCBI's taxonomy places the organism in Eukaryota, Metazoa, Chordata, Actinopteri, Labriformes, Labridae. The record is from RefSeq and is a predicted model, not a curated record. Gene Ontology annotation, biological process: protein dephosphorylation. Gene Ontology annotation, molecular function: protein serine/threonine phosphatase activity.